CAGCUGUCUACCUUACUUCUUCAUCGGGGGAUUCCCCAAAUGCGCCACCACCGAUCUCUGGGGUAAGCUGAUGACCCACCCAGCCCUUGUGAGAACCCUAAAGGAACCUCAUUGGUGGACAAGGACUAACUUUGAAGAGAAAAAAAUUGAAACAUACGUUCGUCGAUAUAAUAACUUAUCGAAGGAAAUGACUUCUAAACAUCAGAAAGAUCUCAUCACAUGUGACGCAUCUGCACUGACGUUCCAGGAUAACAAGGCAGUGAUAGCUCGUAUGCCGCCCAACCUCAGAGAGGAAAUCAAGUACGUCACAGCUGAUUUUAUCAGGGCUGCCUUGCCCGAUCUCAAAAUCGUUGGCAUUAUACGCGAUCCAACUUCGAGGCUCUACUCGGCUUACCUUUAUUUCGCCGAGCACAAAAAGAGUCCCACAUCGCCGGAGGAUUUCCACGUCAAAGUGGUGAAGGCGAUGGAGGACUUCUACAAUUGUACAGAUAAUCAUGAUCUCCGUUUCUGUGCCUAUCAUGACGUGGUACCGCACAUAAACAUCGGGUGCUAUUCCUUCUACAUCCGAGAAUAUCUGGCACGGUUUCCCCGGAACCAGCUUUACUUCUUACGCACAGAAGACUGGUCAAAAGAUCCUGCUCAUUAUAUGAAAGAAAUAUUCUCAUUUGUAGAUAUUGGUAAGUAAAUACUGACUGUCAUUAUAAUGAAUUUUGAAUUGACAUUGGGCCUUAAAGAUACUAUGUCCCUUUUGCAGCCAACAUCAAAUUCUGUAGAACUUUGCAGGAAUUAUG
Molecule: messenger RNA, 791 nt
Organism: Strongylocentrotus purpuratus (purple sea urchin)
Lineage: Eukaryota; Metazoa; Echinodermata; Echinoidea; Camarodonta; Strongylocentrotidae
Product: carbohydrate sulfotransferase 15-like
Exons: 4
Coding region: 71-685 (204 amino acids)
Biological process (GO): hexose biosynthetic process
Molecular function (GO): N-acetylgalactosamine 4-sulfate 6-O-sulfotransferase activity
Source: RefSeq, a predicted model, not a curated record